AUUCCCCAAAGAUCAGAGAACGGAAAAUCUUCCUCUCAAUGUUAUUCACAAGGACUUGGAUCCACGUAGAUACAGGAAUGUGUACUGCCUCCCAAAUCCCUAAAUAACCAGAGAUACGGACUACAAAACCCAUCUCAUCACAAUAAAUCAUGUUGGGGAAAAAGCUGGUGACAGCACAGAAGCGUGGGGACACCAGGGCACUCUUCCUGGGCUUGGGAAUGAUGGCAUGCUCGGUGCUGAUGUAUUUCUUUAUUGAGAUCACCAUUACACCAAAAUACAAGAAGAGCAUCUGGACCAAAGAAAGUAUAUGUGAAGUGAUGAAAGCCAGCAUCAAAGAAAAAGUCCACUGCAUAUUCAACAAGCACUCUGGGGAUGAGAAUAUUUUUCGCUAUCCUUGCCUAGAAGUCCAGGUCAAUUUGACUGCCUUGGGACAGGUGGUUAUGCUGUAUCACACCGAAGAUACUUGGACAAGAAACCCCAAGUGCUCCUACAUUCCUGGCAAUCUGGAGAAUUUUGGUGAAGUACAAAAGAACGUGGAAAGUAUAAAAAACAAUUUCAGUAAGAUCAAGAUAUUCCCUUGUUUUUAUGACCCCUCAAGAGCAGAACCCAGUGUUAUUUUAGAACGAUUGUACUCUCCAGCUGGAUUUGUCAUUACUAUGAUUUGGCCAACUUUAAUGAUGACUGGCGGGAUCUUAAUCAUCAUCUUGGUUAAAAUAAAUCAGUAUUUGUCAGUCUUCACAGCCUCACAAUACAUAAGACCAGUGUAGUAUAACAUUAGUCUUUAUUUCAUGUUCACUUACCAGCAUCUCAGGGAAGCUAGGCAAUCUCUCACCUUUAUACAGUGUGGACUAACAAGACGUAAAGGAAACACAGGGGAAGUUCACAGCUGGGAGCCACUCAAACAAUAUUUUUUGAAACAAACACAAUUAUUUUGGAUUUGACAGACUUGCAGAGACAUGACACACUCACAUUUCUGCUUCAGUAUUAUCCAGUGGUCAGAAGCCAAGGGGCCAUACUUUCACAUGCAGUGU
Molecule: messenger RNA, 1031 nt
Organism: Gekko japonicus
Lineage: Eukaryota; Metazoa; Chordata; Lepidosauria; Squamata; Gekkonidae
Product: putative calcium-activated potassium channel subunit beta
Exons: 5
Coding region: 150-767 (205 amino acids)
Biological process (GO): detection of calcium ion; potassium ion transport
Cellular component (GO): voltage-gated potassium channel complex; membrane
Molecular function (GO): calcium-activated potassium channel activity; potassium channel regulator activity
Source: RefSeq, a predicted model, not a curated record